This is a messenger RNA of Phalaenopsis equestris, 1650 nucleotides long. RefSeq names its product venom phosphodiesterase 2-like. The annotation marks the transcript as partial. The transcript has a single exon. The record is from RefSeq and is a predicted model, not a curated record. Gene Ontology annotation, cellular component: vacuole. Lineage: Eukaryota; Viridiplantae; Streptophyta; Magnoliopsida; Asparagales; Orchidaceae.
UCCUCCCAUGUUUGUUCUGUGAUCUCAUGGUUUUGUCCUACUUCUUGUCGUCGUCUUCUUCUUCUUCUGGUGAAUCUUUUAUGGACUCUUCUUCCUUCUCCAUAUCCACCUCAGCUCCGGCCACGGACUCCCAUCCAGAAAUCUGUCCGCCCUCCCCCACCACCCCACUCCUACCCCCCCCCCUCCUCACCCCCUCUUACAUCAAAAACUUCUUUUUUCCUCUUCUCCAUACUUCUCCUCAUCACCUCCAUCACUCUCGCUUCCACCUUCGCCUUAGUUUUCCCUUUCUUCACUUCUUCCUCUUCCCACUCCCCUACAGCCACUACCAGUGCAUCCUCCAUUUUCACCCGCCGCCUCUCCUCCCACCUCUCUCGCCCCACUGUCAUCCUCAUCUCUUCCGACGGCUUCCGCUACGGCUACCAUUUCAAAUCCAACUUGCCCAACAUCCACCGCCUAAUCAUUAAUGGCACCGAAGCUGUUCCCGGUCUAAUCCCCGUCUUCCCCUCCCUUACUUUCCCCAACCACUACUCCAUCGUCACUGGUCUCUACCCAUCUUUCCAUGGCAUCAUCAACAACCACUUCAUCGACCCAAGUUCUGGUGAAAGCUUUACAAUGAAUAGCCAUGAACCCAAAUGGUGGCUCGGGGAGCCGCUCUGGGAAACCGUCGUCAACCAUGGCUUACCCGCCGCUACAUACUUCUGGCCUGGUUCCGAGGUAGUCAAAGGCUCCUGGCAUUGCCCUCCAGAUUUCUGCAAAAAAUAUGAUGGCUCUGUUCCAUUUGAGCAGAGAGUUGAUACUGUUUUAAAUUACUUCGAUCUUCCUAAAAAUCAAAUCCCUGCGUUCAUUACCCUCUACUUUGAAGAUCCAGAUCACCAGGGACAUCAGUUUGGCCCAGAUGAUCCGGAAAUCACAUCCGCUGUUAUCAGAAUUGAUGGUAUGAUCGGUAGAUUAAUCCAUGGAUUGGAGAAAAGAGGAGUUUUUGAAGAUGUCAGCGUAAUUCUCCUUGGUGAUCAUGGCAUGGUUGGAAAUUGUGAUAAAAAAACAAUUUUUUUAGAAGAUCUAUCUCCAUGGAUCAAAAUACCGCCUGAUUGGAUUCAAUCCAAUUCACCCUUGAUCACCAUUAGGCCUCCUCCAACUGUUUCUCCAGCUGAAGUUGUAAGAAAGAUGAAUGAAGCUUUGAGCUCAGGAAAAGUGGAGAAUGGGAACAAGCUUAAGAUGUUUCUGAAGGAAGAUUUGCCAAAACGUCUCCAUUACUCUGAAAACUAUAGGAUUCCUCCCAUAGUUGGAUUACUUGAAGAGAGCUACAUGGUGGAGAACACGAGAUCGAAGAAGAAGGAAUGCGGAGGAUCGCAUGGAUAUGAUAACUUGUUCUUUUCGAUGAGGACAAUUUUUGUAGCUCAUGGACCGCAGUUUCAGAGGGGAAGAAAAGUUCCAUCUUUUGAAAAUGUUGAGAUUUAUAAUGUGAUUACUGAGAUUCUUGGGCUGAAGGGAGCUGAAAAUAAUGGCUCAGCUCUAUUCCCGAGCUUUAUUCUUUUGCCUAGAGAUUGACUUUGGGUGGAUUAAGUAUGUAUUAUUGUAUUAUUUCCAAGCUUUAUUUCCAAUUUGACUUUUUUAUGGUAUGUAUUAUUGUUGGUGUUUUUCGUUGGAAUA